This is a messenger RNA of Penicillium alfredii, 1491 nucleotides long. Its product is annotated as misato family protein. Gene Ontology annotation, biological process: mitochondrion distribution. The record is from RefSeq and is a predicted model, not a curated record. Lineage: Eukaryota; Fungi; Ascomycota; Eurotiomycetes; Eurotiales; Aspergillaceae. Gene Ontology annotation, cellular component: cytoplasm. The transcript has 5 exons. The coding region runs from base 1 to 1491 and encodes 496 amino acids.
AUGCAUGAGAUUGUCACGCUGCAGCUGGGUCAGCGGGCGAACUACCUAGCCACUCAUUUCUGGAAUCUGCAGGAAUCGUACUUCACAUACAAUGAAGGAGAGGAAUCCCCAAUUGAUCAUGAUGUCCACUUUCGACCGGGUAUUGGGGCAGAUGGCUCUGAGACCUACACCCCCCGGACCGUAAUCUAUGAUCUCAAAGGCGGGUUUGGGACUCUUCAAAAAUAUAAUGCGCUUUAUGCAAUGAGCGAAGACCCACCGGCUGGUCAAGGCUUAUGGGAUGGUCAAGAGGUUGUGCAAAAGCAGACCCCAAUCCCGCCAAGUGACUACCAGAAGAGCUUGGAUGAAGGAACUCAAGCUCCUCGACUCACCUCAGGAACCGUGAGAUACUGGUCCGACUACAACCGGGUCUUUUAUCAUCCACGGUCCAUUGUACAGCUGAAUGAGUAUGAGUUGAACUCUCAGAUCAUGCCAUUCGAGGACUGGAAUAUCGGCGAAGAGCUUUUUAAUGACCUCGAUAAAGAGCAUGACCUCUUAGACCGCGAUCUCCGACCAUUUGCCGAAGAGUGUGACCAGCUCCGGGCGGUGCAGUUAUUUACGGGGUCCGAUGACGCCUGGGGCGGGUUUGCCUCCCAGUACAUCGACAGAUUGAGAGACGAGUAUGGAAAGAAAAGUGUUUGGGUCUGGGCAAUCGAAGAUGGCACAAAAGUGCAGCGGCAUCACCAGUUCAAAAAAGAUACCAACAAGGCCCGUUCGCUUUAUUCGAUCUCGCCACAGUCGACGCUUUACGUACCAACCAUCGACAUUCCUCAGAAACUACCCAGCUAUCUCAAUGUUGAUCGCCAAUCAGAAUGGCAAACCACGGCUUUGAUCAGCUCGGCUCUUGAGACAGUAACAUUACCCUCACGCCUACGGCCGUAUCAUGAUUUCGAGGCCUCGCUCGCCGGAGAUGACGGGACACACAACAUCUUCGAAUUACAGUCUACCAUCAAUCAAGAUUUUCUUGGCCGCAAGAAACAACCUUCCGAGAACGAAAGCUCCUCGAAAACCGAGACUAACUUCGAUAUUGAUUUCACCUAUAACGAGGACGAAAUCAAGCCUGCACACAUCUUCAAUCAAGUGCAGGUCACGCGUGGAAAUGAACCCGGGCAAGAUGCGGCAUCGACGGACGACGGUGACACUGGGCGCCUUCGUAAGCUCCGAUUAUACAACUCGGAGCCCAUGCUUCAAAGCUACCACACGCCACUUCGUCUUCCGAUCCUCGAUAGCUUCCCGCAUCACAUGUUCCCUUCCCCUAAGUCCGAAGCUGGCCUUAAUGUGUUUUCCGCGUUGACUGCCUCGACUCGAACAGCGGAGAGAAUCAAGGCAAUCCAGUCGACCGCGGCUCGCAUGGUAUCGAUCGAUGAGCGGGAAGCAAUGGUUAAUGGACUGGGAGAAAUCCGUGAGUCUUACGAGACUGGGUGGAGCAGCGGCUCCGAUGAAGAAGAUGAUUAG